This is a messenger RNA of Gaeumannomyces tritici R3-111a-1, 1654 nucleotides long. RefSeq lists its product as hypothetical. The record is from RefSeq and is a predicted model, not a curated record. The transcript is spliced from 4 exons. Bases 266 to 1654 code for a protein of 462 amino acids. NCBI's taxonomy places the organism in Eukaryota, Fungi, Ascomycota, Sordariomycetes, Magnaporthales, Magnaporthaceae.
ACCUGAUCCGAGAUAUGGAUAUCAAGUCUCGGCGACCUUCGUGUGUCUGGUUUCUUGACAUUUCUCCCGGUUGGUGACCAGACCGUCCCCAUCACCUGCAUCACAUCAAACUGCUAUAGUCGGCAACUUAAUCAACAAAAAAAAAAGGGUAAAAAGAGACGGUACAGGGGAAACACUCCACCUGGGCUCCGUCGCCAUGGCGUCCGAAAAGUCGGGCUUCAACAGCCCAGGGCCUGCGCCGCGCGCCAGAGCAGCGGGCAUCUGAAUGUGGGCGGAAGUAGGCAAGGGAGCCUGCUACACCCUGCUCUACCUCUGGCUUCUCCAGUCUCUCUUCGCCCUCGCCAGACCACCGACCCCUGCCACUCCGAACACAACCUCACACCCGCGACUCCUCCACAAAGUCCAACAGUGCGCCAUCCGCAACCUGCACGCCAACACGUCCUUCCUGGACGCGCCGCCCAUCCCCGCCAGCGAGUUCGUCGAGCGGCGCGACCGCCUCGCGCGCGCGCUGGCCGCCUCGGGCGCCGACGCCUUCGUGCUCGAGCCGGGCUACUCGUUCCAGUACUACGGCAACGUGUCGCAGCCCGACUGGGAGCCGUGGGAGCCCGAGGAGCGCCCGUUCCUGAUGGUGGUGCUGCCGCGCACGACAGCAUCCGGCGGCGUCGUCGCCAAGACGGCCUUCCUGGCGCCUCACUUCGAGGAGGGCCGCGUGCGCAUGCUGGGCAUCCCGAGCGCCGAGCCCGAGCUCGACAUCGUCACUUGGGAGAAGCACCGGAACCCGUACGAGACGCUGCUGGCGUCGCACCCGAUGGCCGACGCAAAGGGCGCGGGCCGCCGCCGGCCCAGGGUCAUGGUGGACGAGGAGAUGCGCGACUUCAUCGUGCGCGGCCUGGCCGCCGCGGGGUUCGGCACCGUCGGGCUGGCGCCCGCGGCCGAGCGGGUCCGGCAGCUCAAGUCGCCGCGCGAGGGCACGGUCGAGGCCGUGCGCGCCAUGCGGCCCUGCCUGGUCCCCGGGCUGACCGAGGACGAGGUGCGGGACGUGCUGGACGGGGCGCUGCGGUCGGUCGGGUUCGGCUUGUUUUUCGACAUUGUGCUGUUCGAGGAGCACGGCGCGCUGCCGCACGGCGGCUUCGUCACGGGCGGCAAGCGGCUGACGGCGGAGAGCAUGGUGGUUAUUGAUGUCGGCGCGCACUACCGCGGCUACAGCUCUGAUAUUUGCCGCAGCUUUUUUAUUGACCCGCCACCGCCGCCGGCCGCUGUGUCGACGUGGGAGUGGCUUUGGGGCGCGGGUGGCGAUGCGGCGCAGGACAAGGCGGUUGCGGACCUGCACGCUGAAAAGGUGCACGUCUGGAACGUCGUCCUGGAGGCGCAGUCAGCAGCCGCUGCGGCUUUCCGGGCAAAUAAUACCGCGGCCAGCGUGGAUAUUGCUGCGCGGACAGUGAUCGAAAAGGCUGGAUAUGGCGGUGCUUUUACUCAUCGCCUUGGCCAUGGCAUUGGCAUCAAAGCCCACGAGUCUCCAUACCUAAACAAGUGGAACACAGACGCAAUUCUGCUUCCGGGAACGACCUUCACAAACGAGCCAGGAAUCUGUCUAGAAAACAGGUUCGGCGUCAGGCACGAGGACAUUUACCUGUGUACGAAGUCGUCGCACUAG